AAUAAAGCGAUUUUGCCGCGCUAGCACCUCCCACAUCACAUCGCUCUAAAAUUCCCAAUCCCCAACUGAGUCUGUGUAGAGAGAAAAGGGGAAAAAGAUGGAGAUUCGCGUAAGGUGCAACUGCGGAGAAGGAAGCUGCGAGGAAUGGGGCAUUGUGGAGCUUCAAGGAGUGGUGGAGCCUCAGCCAGGAUUCCACGAUUCCCUCCCAAAUCUCCACAUCGGUACUCUCUGUCGUCCUUCUUCUCAGGAAGUGUAUACCUUCACUGUUGGAUACCACGAACUGACAGGGUCAAAGGUUCCCUUGAAGAAGCCAUUGGUGGUGCUCAAGAAAGUAAAGCAUCCUGAUGGAGAAAGUGGGUGUAAGGUGGAGCUGCAAGUUGUUGGAGUCAUUAGACAUAAGAUUCUGUUCAAGAACAGACCAAAGGCUCUCAUUUCUAAGCCACAGAUGGCAUCGAGGGAAAGACAAAAGCCUAUCAUGUUAGGCUCUUCCCCUUAAAUCAAGCUGCCUAAGACUCAUUGUCACUGUCAUUUGUUGAAACCAUGUUGGACCAGAAAACUGAAGAAAUUGGAGGCACACUUGUCAUCCCCUUUUCAUACGCUGCAACCCAAAUUCAGCCAAAGUCUUACCCAUAUUUGUAAUCAUAGCAACCACAUGUUAUAUAGAGUGCCAAUAAUGGCAGAAGUGAUUGUGAUCUAUCA
Molecule: messenger RNA, 699 nt
Organism: Vigna unguiculata (cowpea)
Lineage: Eukaryota; Viridiplantae; Streptophyta; Magnoliopsida; Fabales; Fabaceae
Product: chromosome transmission fidelity-like protein
Biological process (GO): mitotic sister chromatid cohesion
Cellular component (GO): Ctf18 RFC-like complex
Source: RefSeq, a predicted model, not a curated record